This is a messenger RNA of Microplitis demolitor, 3450 nucleotides long. RefSeq names its product cytohesin-1 (gene step). Bases 135 to 1394 code for a protein of 419 amino acids. The transcript is spliced from 6 exons. NCBI's taxonomy places the organism in Eukaryota, Metazoa, Arthropoda, Insecta, Hymenoptera, Braconidae. The record is from RefSeq and is a predicted model, not a curated record. Gene Ontology annotation, biological process: regulation of ARF protein signal transduction. Gene Ontology annotation, molecular function: guanyl-nucleotide exchange factor activity.
AACCACACAGAAUACAAAAUUGUAGUAUAUUUGAUGAGGUGUAUACACACAACGAAAAUGGCGACGCUAGAUUAAAGAGGUGUCUCGGUGGUGUAUUGUCCGCAUGUAAUGUUAAAUAAUAUAAAAUAACAGAAAUGUGGCAGGACUUGGAUACUCUGACUAGUUCGGCAGUCAAUUCUGGGUCUCAACAAGUUGAUCAAUUCAGCACGACAGAAUUAACACCAGAGCAACAAAAAAUUCUCAUUGACAUUCGUCGAAAAAAGACUGAACUACUACUUGAAAUUCAGCAAUUGAAAGAUGAACUUGGAGAAGUUGUCGCCGAGAUGGAAGCUAUGGAUGGAGGUGGAUUCACUGUUGACGAAUCAAAUAAGCCGUCAAAUAAAACAAAACAGACAUCAAUUGGACGUAAAAAGUUUAAUAUGGACCCAAAGAAGGGUAUCGAGUACCUGAUUGAGCAUAAUUUAUUAGCACCUACGCCUGAAGACGUCGCCCAAUUUCUUUACAAAGGCGAGGGAUUAAAUAAAACAGCUAUCGGUGAUUAUUUAGGAGAAAGACAUGAUUUUAAUGAACGUGUAUUACGUGCGUUUGUUGAACUACACGAUUUUACGGAUCUCAUACUUGUCCAAGCACUCCGACAAUUUUUGUGGUCAUUCAGAUUACCCGGUGAGGCACAAAAAAUAGAUCGUAUGAUGGAGUGUUUUGCUCAGAGAUACUGUCAACUUAAUCCAAAUAUUUUUACAAAUACUGAUACAUGUUAUGUAUUGAGUUUCGCUAUUAUUAUGCUCAAUACUUCUUUGCAUAAUCCAAGUGUCAAAGACAAACCUAGUGUCGAACAAUUUAUAACGAUGAAUCGGGGAAUCAACAAUGGGGGAGACUUACCACGUGAAUUACUUGUUAGUUUGUACGAAAGUAUAAAAACGGAGCCAUUUAAAAUACCCGAAGACGAUGGAAAUGAUUUAAUGCACACGUUUUUCAAUCCUGAUAAAGAAGGCUGGCUUUGGAAACAAGGCGGACGCUACAAGAGUUGGAAGAGAAGAUGGUUCAUUCUCAACGACAAUUGUCUUUAUUACUUUGAGUAUACUACUGAUAAAGAACCGCGUGGGAUUAUUCCAUUGGAAAAUAUUCAAGUUAGAGAAGUUCAAGAUAGGCAUAAACCUCAUUGCUUUGAACUUUAUGCUGCAGGGUCCGAGUUUAUUAAAGCGUGUAAAACGGACAGUGAAGGAAAAGUUGUAGAAGGUAAGCAUACUGUGUAUAGAAUGUCUGCUGCAACAGAUGAAGAAAAAGACGAAUGGAUAAAAUGUGUAAGACAAAGUAUAUCACAUAAUCCAUUUUAUGAUAUGUUGGCCGCGCGAAAGAAAAAAGCGCAAAAAACAAAUCUUCACUCCAAGAGUUAAAAUAAAUUAUAAAAUUAUAAUACUCCAAGAGUAUAAACAUUAAAUAAUGUAUAGUAAAGUACAAUUUCCGGUCACACGAAUAUCCAAGAUCAGGUGAUUUAUGAUUACAAUCAUAAAAAUAAAUAAUAAUAAUUUUUCUAAUCAAACUUUCUUAGAUGUAUAUAAUAAUUGUUUGGAAUUUGUUUGUUGUCUAUAAUAUGCGUUUAUUUUUUUUUCGCAAAUAGUGUUGCUUAGUAUAUAUACAUACAUUAUAUAUAUACACAUAAAUAUAUAUAAAUAUUUAUUUUGUAAAAGUCUGAAAUGUCUUCUGUAUAUCUUCGCUUGUGUAUGAAUAUUAUUUUUUAUCGGAAGAAAAAAAACGUACAGUAAUAGUUGUAUAGAUUUAAAAAAAAUAAUGUGGGAUUUUACGUCGUGUAAACGUAAGUUUAUGUGAUAGUUUAUUUAUUAAAGCAUAUAUAUAUGUUUAGUUAAUUAAGAAAUCAAGUAUUUGUUUGGCCAUAUGAAAAUAUAAUAUCGAUUGUUUCGUUAUAUUAAAUAAUUAGGCUUGCAUCCUCAUGUAAUAAUAAAAAUAAUUAUUAUUAUAAUAUAAUGUAAGUAGAGCAAAACAGUCAAGCUCAUACAAUAAACAUAUAAAAUAAUGAGGUUUACAAGCAAUUUCAGUUAAUAACUGAUUUAUUUUGCUUCAGGGUUAUAUAUAUAUAUAUAUAUACCGAGUACUGUUCGUUUUAAUGUAUGACGUAAAUGCUCGUUAUAAAUUAUGCUAAAAAAAACUAAGUACAUGACACUAGAAUAUAUAUUUUAAAUUUAAUUAUUUGAUAUUUAUAUUUUAUUAAUUAAAAAUAAGAGAUUAUUGUGCGUGUUAAAUAUUGCACGCAGUACUGGCCAAGUUUAUUUAUAAAACUCAACGAAUUAAUUAUUAAAAAAUAUUUAUAAUAAUUAAAACUAUCAAUUUUUUUUUCGUAUGUGAAAAAAAUUAACACAUCGAAGAAGCCUUAUUAAAUAUUUAAAUGUUUAAAAUUUAAAAAAUGCAUAAAUAUUAAUUUUUUCCAUAGUUAAAUUUUAAAAUAUAAAUUAAUUUGCGUUGAAAUGACGCGUGUAGACAUAUAUUAUCGUCGGGUAUUAUAUAAUAAAGAAAAAAAUAUAUAUGUAUUAUAAAUAUAUACUAAACGAUGGAGGAAAAUGAUCUACGAAACGAAUUAUCGGUCAGUUCCACAGAAAAAAAAAAAAAAAAAAAAAAAAAAAACUAGUCGAACCGUCCAAGCAGCUCGUUUCUCUUCGUCGGAAUAAUAGUAAUGAUUUUUUUUUAUCCUGUGUAAAAAAAAUUUAUUCCAAAAACGUUCAUGACAGUGAACUUUCAAAAUUGAGACGAACUUUAAGUUUAACAUUUUUGGAAUUUUGAAAAAAUUAUAAAAUGAACAAUUUGCAACUGGUGUAGGCUUUUCCUGCGCAUUUGUUUUUUAUUUUUUGAGCAAAAAUAAUUUGAUUCGAUAAUUAAUAAGUGAUUAGAACUAAUUCCGAACUUAUUAUGAACUCUCGAAAUGGUAAAAUCAAAUCAACUUUGCUUAAAAAAUUAAAAAAAAACUGCACAAAAAGUGGAUUCUACUUGAAAAUUUUCCACACUUGUAAUUAUUUUAGUUCCAAAAAUAUUCAACUCAAAGUUCAGAAUUGUCUCAAUUUUGAAAGUUCACUGCCAAGAAAGUUUUUGGAACAUUUUUGUAACGAAUUUUUUUUUCACGGGAUUAUACAGUUUAUUUGUGUAGUUCUUUUUUGAAAAAAUUUAAUACGUUAAAAGACAUAAAAAAAUAAUAAUCAUGGCUAUUUGAAUAAAUGCCUUGAUAUAUAAAUUAUUGAGUUAAUUAAAAAAGGAGUAAUUAGCACACAAAAAAUUAUCAUUUAAUAAAAUCUUUAUAAAUAUUAUAUUGUGCGUCAUCAUAAAUAUAAAUUAAAAAAAUAUGAACAAUAAAUUAAAAAAAAUUUGUUAAUAUUUAAAAAAAAUAAUUCAUUUCAAUAAAUAGUAUUCACAAAUGCAUAUUCAAUAAAUCAAAAUAGUAAUUAA